AUGUCUGAAAUCUGUUGCUUGUUGGGUGGCGCGUGGUUUGCGGGUUGGAGCUGCUGGUUGUGCUUCAAAGAUGGAGAUUGCAGCUUUGGUGACGCGGAGUAUGGCACUGGAGCUUCCACCAGGGAUGGCGAGGCCGAGAAGGAAUUUGAGAAUGGCAUGGAUUCGGUGGUACUUCCCCUGGAGCUCUACAGCGUGAGGGAGCGAGGGAGAGAGGAGUGCCCGAUUUGCCUUGGGGCGUUUGGCGACGGGCAAGAGGUGACUGUGUUGCCCAAGUGCAAGCACUUCUACCAUCGCGACUGUCUCUCGUCGUGGCUCUUCAGGCAACCCACUUGCCCGCUUUGCCGCUGUAGCGUCCGACACGGGCCAACCGAACUUAAAAGGCUCUAG
This is a messenger RNA of Selaginella moellendorffii, 387 nucleotides long. Its product is annotated as RING-H2 finger protein ATL5. The record is from RefSeq and is a predicted model, not a curated record. NCBI's taxonomy places the organism in Eukaryota, Viridiplantae, Streptophyta, Lycopodiopsida, Selaginellales, Selaginellaceae. The coding region runs from base 1 to 387 and encodes 128 amino acids. The transcript has a single exon.